Molecule: messenger RNA, 1128 nt
Organism: Saccoglossus kowalevskii
Lineage: Eukaryota; Metazoa; Hemichordata; Enteropneusta; Harrimaniidae
Product: CMP-N-acetylneuraminate-beta-1,4-galactoside alpha-2,3-sialyltransferase-like
Molecular function (GO): sialyltransferase activity
Source: RefSeq, a predicted model, not a curated record
AUGGUAAACUGCAACGUAAAGAAAAUAUUCAUAACAUUUAUGGUGGUUUGUCCUCCAGUAUUGUUUUGUGUAGUCUACGUGUUCAACAGUGCAAUGUUCAGACCAAAUAUUGAGCCAACUCUAUCGAUCUAUUCGGUUGUCGAAGAAUUUACCAAGCUGGCAACUCAAGUAAAUGUUACUGAUUUAGAAUUAGAGCUGAAUUUCACAUCCUGUACCAAAGGGUUUUUGAAAAAAGCCAUCAAGAAAUAUGUGUAUUCGUUUGAUCCAAAUAUUCCCUUGUUUCUGACAAGUAAUUUCAAAGAAUGGACUGACUAUGCACGGAUGAAGACUUCCAGUGAACCUUUUGGAUUCAAAAAUCAUGAGGAUGUUGUUGAAAGAGUAUUGAAACUUCUACCAGAAGCCAACAAGACCACACCAAUUGGAUUAACAGAUCAUGGUGACUGUAAGCGGUGUAUUUUAGUAGCUAGUUCUGGUGUUAGUACAGGAAAGGGUCUUGGGAAGUUGAUAGACAAAUAUGAUGUGGUUAUACGGAUGAAUAAUGCCCCGGUGAAAAAAUAUGAAAAAGAUGUUGGGUCAAAAACAACGUUCCGACUCGUCUACCCAGAGAGUGCAUUUCGUACAAGCAGUUCAUAUGAUAAAAACUCUGUUUUGGUGUUUGUACCGUACAAACUUGAUGACUACUUGUGGCUGGAAGCAGUUAUUAAAGGCGACGACCCUAUUAAGAAGGGACUAAAGUUUUGGAAGAAAAGCGCUACUUCACUGAAUAAACCAGCAGAUAAAAUACAAAUACUCAACCCUUACCUUGGUCAUGAGGUUGCUAACUAUCACAUGAAAACAAAGAAACGUCCAUCUACUGGAGCGAUGGCUGUCGUGAUGGCACUUCACUACUGUGAUCAUCUGCAUAUAACGGGCUAUGGAUAUCAUCCUAAUGUAACCAUUCAUUAUUAUGAGAAAUCCAAAGGAAUCCCAAGAGAUGGUGCGCAUAGCUGGUUCAACGAAAAUAGAUAUAUAAUGAAGUUACUUUACUGUGGUGUGAUCGAGAAAGACCUUACUGGGCUGUACGAAGCAGAGGUUCGGAUCCGGGGAUCAGAGCUUUUCAAUUGCUCAGAACCUUUAAGCACUGAAUGA